This is a messenger RNA of Punctularia strigosozonata HHB-11173 SS5, 1222 nucleotides long. RefSeq names its product kinase-like protein. The coding region runs from base 265 to 1161 and encodes 298 amino acids. The record is from RefSeq and is a predicted model, not a curated record. Gene Ontology annotation, molecular function: ATP binding; protein serine/threonine kinase activity. NCBI's taxonomy places the organism in Eukaryota, Fungi, Basidiomycota, Agaricomycetes, Corticiales, Punctulariaceae. The transcript is spliced from 6 exons. Gene Ontology annotation, biological process: intracellular signal transduction; peptidyl-serine phosphorylation.
AAGCGCAAAGGCACGCUGAUCGCCAGGUACCCACCGCGGGAGCUCCACACCGGCGAUAUCCUCUGCGAUCCCUCGAGUCAGCAGCAAUGGCGCAUCCUCGGUGGUAUCGGAAGGGGCGGGUUUGGGUCGGUGUAUUGCGCCGAGUCGCUCCCUGGCGGAGGCCCGGACGUGGCGAUCAAGCAGUUGCCGAAGGCGGCGGCGAUGAGGCGCGAUGGGUCGUUGCGGGACGUGCAUAGAGAAAUCACGGUGUUGACGAUGGCGACAAUGUCGAACAGCCCGCUGUUGCAGAAGAUGAUCUGUUCGUUCGAAGACGCGACGUCGGUGUAUAUCGUGAUGCACCUACACGGAUGCAGCUUGAGCGCGCGGAUGGACCUCGCUAAACGGUGUGCACCGAUCGACGACGUGGACCGGGCCAUCUACAUGGCUGAGAUGGUGCAGGCCGUCGAGGAUCUGCACGCGCUCAACGUCAUCCACCGGGAUAUCAAACCGGAUAACUUCGUCCUGACCGCGACGGGCAACGUCGUCCUGACCGACUUUGGCGUUGCGCACGUGUUCGGGCACUCGGUCCGUGAGCUGUGGAAGGCGCCGCUUUGGGCGGGCACGGCGGGAUAUUUGGCGCCGGAGAUGGAUUCCGGUAAACCGGACGGCGAACAGAGGGGUCACGGCGCGCCCGCAGACGUGUGGUCGUUGGGUAUGGUGUUCAUCGAGCUCGCUUGUGGUUUCGAUCAAGGCUUUUUCGCUGAUGUGAGGGCCAGGAAUGGCGAGCGACCGUUGGCUGCUGACGAAGCGUGGGCGGCGCCGCCCUCUAUCGACACUAUUCGCGGCGCACUGGCCAUGUUGCCAGACCGCCUUCUGCGGGAUCUCCUGUUAGGGAUGCUGAAGAUGGAUCCUGCAGAGCGCUUGGACAUUGCCGCGAUCAAACGACACCCGUAUUUCGCGCAAAUUGAUUGGGAGACGGUGAUGGCCCAUGGCUACAAGACGGAUUUUACGCCCACGUUGGAAAUCACCUCGCUGCCGCCUCCGCAACAGCACCUCGCGCAGUCUCGCAUCCGCGGCGCGACGGGCGAGCCCCUGACGUGCCCAUGCUUCAGCCCGAUGAGCAUUGUCCUCCGCCCCGACGUUCCGCGCGAGCGAGUGGCGAUCGACUACGUCAUUCGCUGAUUCUCGCCUUUGUGAUAUUGAUGUUGCUCUGAUGUAUUUUGUAGUUUAGUGUAUUAGUCGU